UUCCUUUUUGUCAAGCUCAAACCAUUAUUCCAUGAAUCAUGAUGCAAAUUUCUCUACCAUUGCGAACCCCAACUUGGUUUUCUAGACGAAGGCUGCUCGAGGAGAAGCUUUCUGAUAUCCAUAAAUGCACUAACUUGGACCACAUAAAGCAAAUUCAUGCCCAAAUUCUCAAAGCUGACCUCCACCAAGACCUCUAUGUCGCACCCAAACUCAUUGCAGCUCUCUCUCUCAGCCGUCAGAUUGUGUCAGCCGUGAAUGUCUUCAAUCAAGUUCCGGAACCCAAUGUUCAUAUGUAUAACUCGUUGAUUAGAGCUCACGCUCAAAAUUCUCAGCCUUCACAUGCCUUCGCAGUUUUCUUUGAAAUGCAAAGAUUUGAGGUGUGUCCUGAUAAUUUCACUUACCCAUAUCUGUUAAAAGCGUGCAUUGGCCAUUCUUGGUUACCCGUAAUUCAAAUGAUUCAUUCACAUAUAGAGAAAACUGGACUUUAUUCAGAUAUAUUUGUGCCCAAUGCACUCCUUGACUCCUACUCAAAGUGUGGACCUUCUGGCCUUACUGCUGCGUUGAACUUGUUUAUGUCAAUGAAGGAAAAAGAUAUUGUUACUUGGAAUUCUAUUGUUGGUGGGUUGGCAAAAGCAGGUAAAUUAGAAGAAGCUUGCAAAUUGUUCGAUGAAAUGCCUGAGAGAGAUACGGUAAGUUGGAAUACAAUGUUAGAUGGACAUGCAAAGAAAGGAGACAUGGAUAAAGCAUUCAAACUGUUUGAGAAAAUGCCUGAGAGGAAUAUUAUCUCUUGGUCAACAAUGGUUUGGGGUUACUGUAAGGCUGGGGAUAUUGAUAUGGCCAGGAUGUUGUUUGAUAAGAGUCCUGCAAAAAACAUGAUCCUUUGGACUACUAUAAUAUCCGGGUAUGCUGAGAAAGGGCUUGUUAGAGAGGCAAGCACCUUGUAUGACCGAAUGGAGGAAACGAGAUUGAAACCUGAUGAUGGGACUGUGAUAAGUAUAUUGGCAGCAUGUGCAGAGUCUGGAAUUUUGUGCUUGGGAAAGAAAAUUCAUGCCUCCAUUAACAGGUCUAGAUAUAGAUGCAGCAUUAAAGUGUCCAAUGCACUGAUUGAUAUGUAUGCAAAGUGUGGUUGUCUGGAAGCUGCAUUUGAUGUGUUUAACGAAAUGAGAAAGAAAGAUGUCGUGUCUUGGAAUGCCAUGCUCCAAGGAUUAGCUGUGCAUGGACAUGGCAAGAAAGCACUUAAACUCUUCUCUAGGAUGAUACGUGAAGGAUUUGAGCCUGAUAAGUAUACAUUCAUUGGCCUUUUAUGUGCUUGCAGCCAUUCAGGCCUUGUUGAGAAAGGCAGAAAGCACUUCUAUUCAAUGGAGAAAGUGUAUGGGAUUGUUCCUCAAAUUGAGCACUAUGGUUGCAUGAUGGACCUUUUAGGCCGUGGAGGGCAUCUAAAGGAAGCUUUUGCACUUCUUCACAGUAUGCCAAUGGAACCAAAUGGCAAAAUAUUGGGAACUCUUUUGGGGGCUUGUCGAAUGCAUAACGCUGCAGACCUUGCGAGAGCUGUGAGUGAUCGUCUGCUCAAAUUAGAACCAUCUGAUGUUGGGAAUUACUCCCUUUUGUCAAAUAUUUAUGCUCAAGCGGGAGAUUGGAGUAGUGUUGCUGAUGUGAGGGUACAAAUGAAGAACACUGGAGGCCAAAAGCCAUCUGGGGCUAGUUCCAUUGAGUUGGAAGAAAAGGUGCAUGAAUUUACUGUUCUUGAUCGAUCUCACCCCAAAUCAGAUGACAUAUAUAAGAUGAUUGACAGAUUGGUACGGGACCUUAAAUUGGUUGGAUGUGCUCCAGUCGCGGAGGAAUAGCCAAUGGUGAAUGCAAGUUGCUUAUAUCUAAAGACUAGGGUGACGCUUAUGAUGUGAGUUACAAUAUAUUUUCAGUUCUAUACAAUUGGUGGUUUAACAUAAAAGAUCGUUGUAUAUAUUGUGAAACAUCAUAUUCUGUAAAAGAGCUAUGUCAAUUCAAACAGCUCCGAGGAAGGGAAUAGAACACGUAAAACGCAGCAAAAAUUAAGUCAGGCAUCAGGAUGGUGUGAGGGCAAUGUAUUGUCAAUGAAUAUCAAGUAUUUAAAAUAUCUAUUAACUAGGUCAAAGAUUUCA
Molecule: messenger RNA, 2138 nt
Organism: Prosopis cineraria
Lineage: Eukaryota; Viridiplantae; Streptophyta; Magnoliopsida; Fabales; Fabaceae
Product: pentatricopeptide repeat-containing protein At3g29230-like
Exons: 1
Coding region: 39-1844 (601 amino acids)
Biological process (GO): RNA modification
Molecular function (GO): RNA binding; protein binding
Source: RefSeq, a predicted model, not a curated record